CAGCCCAGAGCCAGGCCAGUGUUGUGGUGCCGCUCGCCGCGCGCGGACCGUGUGUCGCUCCGCCGCUGUUCCGCGUCCCGCUUGCGUCCCACUCCGCGUCCCGCCCCGUCACGCCCGCGCCGCGCCCUCCCCGUCGUGCUCGUGCUCACAUGGAUUACCAGCUCGCCGUGCCACCGUCCUCUGCCCAGUAGAAGUACUCCUCGAGGGUCGCUCACCGUCACCAGCGAACGCCACCGACCCCGCCCACCUCCCCGCCGCCGCCACCACCACCAUGGACGUGAUCACCACGAUCACGAUGAACCCCGUGCUGGCCGGCGUCGAGCCGGACUCCAAGCAGACCCUGGAGGUGGCCGUCGACGACGCCGCCCCGCGCCCGCUCACGCCCGUGAUGCCGCGGCGCGGGCUGUCCCACCUGCCCGAGCGGCCGCCCGUCGACAUCGAGUUCACCGACCUGACCUACACCGUGCCGCAGGGGCGCAAAGGGUCAAAGAUGAUCUUGCGAAGUGUGUCCGGCCUCUUCCGGUCCGGGGAGCUCACGGCCAUCCUGGGCCCGUCUGGAGCCGGCAAGUCGACGCUGCUCAACGUGCUGGCGGGCUACAAGACGGGCGACGCCACGGGCACCAUCAACAUCAACGGCCGCCCCCGUGACGCGGCCGUCUUCCGCAAGCUCUCCCGGUACAUCAUGCAGGAGGACUUGCUGCAGCAGCACAUCACCGUGCUCGAGUCCAUGACGAUCGCGGCCGACCUCAAGCUGGGAAACACGCUGAGCAGAGCCCAAAAGCGGACAGCGAUCGACGAGAUCCUGGACAUGCUCCGGCUAACCAAGGCACGUGACACCCAGACCUCGAAGCUGUCCGGCGGCGAGCGCAAGCGGCUGUCCAUCGCCCAGGAGCUUGUCAACAACCCGCCCGUCAUCUUCCUGGACGAGCCGACCACCGGGCUGGACGACCUGUCCUCCUCGCAGUGCAUCCAGCUGCUCAAGAUGCUGGCGCGCGGCGGGCGGACCGUCAUCUGCAGUGUGCACACGCCCUCCGCCAAGCUGUUCGACAUGUUCGACCACGUGUACAUCGUGAGCGAGGGCCAGUGCGUGUUCCAGGGCAAGGGCAGAGACAUUGUACCGUUCCUCUCUUCCCUUGGGCUCCAGUGCCCCAAGACGUACAACCCCGCAGACUUCAUGGUGGAAGCCGCAAGUGGAGAGUAUGGAAAUCACACUGAAAGGAUGUCUGCUGCUGUUGACAAUGGACGGUGUUACCGGUGGUGUAAAGAUCCCAGGACCCUUCAGCAUCAAAGUUCAAGGACUGACAUAGUCAACACCUCACCCAGUGCAAACUACGAUUUCAGUAGUUCAAGUUUCAUGCAAUUCCGAAUUCUUAUGUACCGCAAUUUGCUGCAAACUUGGAGAGAUUCUGGGUACUUAUUGCUUGUUGCAUCAAUGCACUUUUUUGUUGCUCUAAUCAUUGGAAUGCUGUUCUACCAAAUGGGAAAUGAUGGAUCAAAAACAAUAUUCAACUUUGGAUUUUGCUUCACAUGCAUCAUUGUAUUUAUGUAUAUCCCUAUGCUUCCCAUUCUUUUAAAAUUUCCAGGUGAAGUACAGCUCUUGAAACGAGAAUACUUCAAUCGAUGGUACAGCUUAAAUGCAUACUUCUGUGCAAUGACAGUAGCAAGAUUACCAACUCAGAUAAUUUUGGGACUUCUCUACAUUGCUUUGGUGUACCCUAUAACUGAUCAGCCUCUUGAACCUAUGCGCCUAUUGAAGUUCAGCAUAAUUUGCCUAUUGGUAUCAGUGGUUUCAGAAAGUUUCGGCCUUAUUAUUGGAUCUACUUUGAGUCUAGUGAAUAGUAUGUUUGUCGGCCCAGCAUUUUCUGUUCCUUUCAUGCUUCUUGCGGUGUAUGGAAUGGGUAAUGGCUCUGAUGAAAAUGCAAUUCCGCUACACUAUAGACUGGCGAUGUCUCUAUCAUACCUUCGCUAUGGUUUAGAGGGUAUUGUCAUCUCGAUCUAUGGUGAUCAUAGAGCAUCUCUUGUUUGCCCUGAUAGUGAGGUUUACUGCCCUCUCCAAGAUCCACGCCAGCUUCUGAGAGAGAUGGGCAUGGAGCAUGUGAAAUAUUGGGUAGAUGUUGUGGCUCUUGUCUCCUCAUUCAUCUUAUUCCGGCUAUUAUCUUACACUGUGCUCCGAGUCAGAUUGUCUACAACUAAACCUAUUCCUGCAGUCAAUUUUAUUAGUAGAAUGGUCAAGACUCAUUUAAACAUCAACUUACGAUGAUUGAGAGGACACAAAGAGAUUUGUGAAACAGACUGAUCUUAGCUACUUUUCCAUGACAUUAAAACUGUGAACCACUGUUUGAUUGAAACAAUCCGGUGGCAAUAAUUAGAUUAUCUAUUUGUCUGGACUGUAGAUUUUAUAUGUGUGUGAAAUUCAAAUAUAUAUAUAUAUAUAGAUGAAUGUAUAUAUUUUAUUUAAUAAAGUGUUGAUUGUUUUUAAAAGGUGUUAAUAUACUUGUCAAGUUGUGAAGCUAAUUUAUAACUGAUUUAUGUUACACUUAAAAAAUGGCCGAAUGCCACUCUUCAAAUAAAAUAUGGGUGGAAAGGAAAGUACAUAAGUAUCUUCAAGUUAGGAUAUGUAUCACUGUUCAUGAGUGUACAGUUCUGUAUUGACAGACUGUUUAUAAAGUGUCUUGAUCUAGAUGUUUAUUGUAUUUGUAUUUUACAAAUAUUUUCAAGGUGUUUGCUCAUUUAUUUGUUCUUUGCUGCAUUCAGAAUGUAUGCUUUUUUAUUUCUCCUCUACCAGGAUGCUAAUAGUGAUAUAAUGAAUGUGAUAGCUUAGUAGCCACAUUCCUCCAUUAUCAUAAUGUGAUAGAAACUAUGUUAGAAAACUCAAUGUCUACAAGAAACAGUUAGGUGUUUCUUAAAAGUAAUCUACAGGGAAUACUCCAAUUUCCCGACAAAUGGCUAUAUGAUGUAACCAUAAUUGCUUUAUGUUUUGUGCAGAUACAGCGUGAAUGUUGUUAAAGAAAUGAACUGUGAUACUCUUGGAAAGUUAGCCGAAAGUUUAUCUACAAUCUAUUUUAGAAAUAUAAGGUAAAACCCACAUAACAGAAGAUAUCUUAUGCAUAUUUUGAAUUUUUCAAGAAAUGCCAUGUAUGAUGAUAUAUGAAAUAAUGCCUUCUUUCAGAUGUAGCAAAGAUGUUUUUGCUCUGUGGGAAUGCAUUACUGUAGAGUAUUGACUGUAGUAUUGAAGAAAUACAACUUUUUCCUCUCGGAGGGUGUCUGUUACUUAUGCAGUAGCCAACUGGCUUGUUAAUGUGAGCCGCAUCAGUGACUUGUGAACUAUAGCCCCUUGGAUUCUCUUGUGGCUCAAGCAAUAGUUGCAGAGUUGCAAAAUUAUAAUUUCAUUUGAUAUCCUCUGAGAGCAGGAAAAUCAAAUUCCUCAACUACUGAAAGUAUUUAAAACAUGUGAGUGUGUGAAGCAGUCUAUGCGUUUUCCUAUUGUUUGAAUUUGUAUGGAUUUUCCAAAUAAAAACACUGUUUUUGCAAAAUUUUAAACAAUAA
Messenger RNA from Frankliniella occidentalis (western flower thrips), 3546 nucleotides. RefSeq names its product ATP-binding cassette subfamily G member 4. Lineage: Eukaryota; Metazoa; Arthropoda; Insecta; Thysanoptera; Thripidae. Bases 272 to 2260 code for a protein of 662 amino acids. The record is from RefSeq and is a predicted model, not a curated record. The transcript has 12 exons. Gene Ontology annotation, cellular component: plasma membrane. Gene Ontology annotation, molecular function: ATP binding; ABC-type transporter activity; ATP hydrolysis activity.